AUGGCAGAUGAAGUCGAUCGAAGAUUAGAUGCGGCUUUGGAUGAGGCUUUCGAUGAAUAUUUUGAAGAUACCUACACCAACAUCGUAAAGAACCAAAAAAGGAAACAUAGGAAACGUGCAUAUGUCGAACGAAACCGAGAAGAGGGUCAUACCCGUCUAUGGAAUGACUACUUCAGUGAUAAUCCAACAUUUCCGCCUCAUUUAUUCAAACGUCGUUUCCGCAUGAACAAACCAGUAUUCAUGCGUCUUGUCAAUUGUCUCUCAGAAACUUUUCCAUUCUUUCAACAUAGAAGAGAUGCUAUCGGAAGAUUAGGUCUAUCUCCACUACAAAAGUGUACGGCAGCACUUCGUAUGCUUGCUUAUGGCUGUGUCGCUGACGCCGUUGAUGAAUAUCUCCGACUUGGUGAAACCACAUCACUUUCAUGUUUAACCAAUUUCACAGAAGGGGUAAUCCAGUUAUUUGGAGAUGAGUAUCUACGAAGGUCCAAUCCAGAGGAUCUUCAACGACUGCUCGAUAUUGGAGAGAUACGCGGGUUUCCUGGGAUGAUAGGCAGCAUCGACUGUAUGCAUUGGGAAUGGAAAAAUUGUCCAACCGCCUGGAAAGGACAAUACACCCGUGGAUCAGGAAAGCCACCAAUUGUCUUGGAAGAUGUAGCUUCACAAGAUUUUUGGAUAUGA
Brassica napus (rape) is the source of this 678-nucleotide messenger RNA. RefSeq lists its product as uncharacterized. The coding region runs from base 1 to 678 and encodes 225 amino acids. The transcript has a single exon. Lineage: Eukaryota; Viridiplantae; Streptophyta; Magnoliopsida; Brassicales; Brassicaceae. The record is from RefSeq and is a predicted model, not a curated record.